Poeciliopsis prolifica (blackstripe livebearer) is the source of this 862-nucleotide messenger RNA. Its product is annotated as zinc finger protein basonuclin-2-like. Gene Ontology annotation, cellular component: nucleus. Gene Ontology annotation, biological process: regulation of DNA-templated transcription. The transcript is spliced from 7 exons. The record is from RefSeq and is a predicted model, not a curated record. NCBI's taxonomy places the organism in Eukaryota, Metazoa, Chordata, Actinopteri, Cyprinodontiformes, Poeciliidae. The coding region runs from base 389 to 862 and encodes 157 amino acids.
GACGCUCUGAUCCUGAACUGUGUCAGCGAGCGGCGGUGAUUUCUGGCUGACGGGACGUUAUCGUCUGAUAUUCUAAUUAGUGCUACAUCAAAACAGGAAGGAGGUCUGCGGCUCCCCGAGGACAGGAUGCCUGUCCAACAACGCCUCUGUCUCUCUGCAGGGAGGAGUCGAGGCAAAAUAAAAACCAGAACGUGUUCGAAGCUCAGAUGAGGAAGAAACGUCCAGAGAUGGAGAGGAGGAAGAGGAGGGAGCGACGAAGAGGCGAGGAAGAGGAGGAGGAAGAAUAACCUGCAGUUUGAUCGCGAAGCCAAAGAACUGGAAGAAAAUUAGAAAAUAUUUCACAAGAAUCUGCAGCUCUUCUUUCAUCAGCUCAAUAAAGGAUGAAGGAAUGAGGACGACUCCGAAUGCUCCGCAGUCCGUCAGGUGCAGCGCGCCGUCCUGCAGCUGCGCCUCUUUUAAACCCGGAAAGGUCAAGCUGAGGUCAUGUGAUCGCUGCGGACACGGCUGGGUGGAGCACGCUCUGGAGAAGGUCCAGGCCCGGUCGGCGUCCGGCCCGGUGGAGGUGGCCCUGCCGGGUCCGGUGUUUGACCUGAGCUCCCUGGUUCUGUUCGGGGCUCAGGCUGUUCCCGUCCAGCUGAAGAUCUUACUGGACCGGCUGUACAGCGUCCUGCCUCCAGAGCAGGUGGGCCAGAUCCUGACCGGUCUGGGCUGGACUCUGGGUGAUUACGUCCGAGGAUACAUGCUGCAGCGUCCUGGUGGGGGCGUGUUGGAGCGCUGGGACACGGCCACGCCCCGAGAGCAGCUGCUGCUCCUCAGACAGUUCCUGCUUUCGGAGAGACGCGGCCCAUCGUGGAGGAGAUGA